AUGAAAUCACGACAUGAAAGUGAACCUAAUAUUGUUACCUACAAUUGCUUGAUUGAUGGUUUUUGCAAGGCUGGUGAAAUUGAGAGGGCCCAUGAGCUUUUGGAUCAGAUGUACAAAGAGGGGGUGAUGCCAAAUGUGAUUACACUUAAUACUUUGGUUGAUGGCAUGUGUAAGCAUGGGAGAAUCAAUAGUGCAAUGGGUUUCCUUAAUGAAAUGCAGCAAAAGGGUUUGAAAACUAAUGCAAUUACUUACACUAUCUUGAUUAGUGCUUUCUGCAAUGCCAACAAUAUUGAUAAGGCUAUGGCAUUAUUUGAUGAAAUGUUAAAAACCGGGUGUUCCCCAGAUGCAAUUGUGUACUACUGCUUGAUCUCUGGUCUAAGCCAGGCUAGAAGGGUGGAUGAUGCUAGCUCUGUGGCAUCAAGUCGGGUUCGGCAGGAAGAAUAG
Messenger RNA from Ilex paraguariensis (yerba mate), 444 nucleotides. The record is from the annotation of a GenBank genome assembly. Lineage: Eukaryota; Viridiplantae; Streptophyta; Magnoliopsida; Aquifoliales; Aquifoliaceae.